Molecule: messenger RNA, 1867 nt
Organism: Aspergillus wentii DTO 134E9
Lineage: Eukaryota; Fungi; Ascomycota; Eurotiomycetes; Eurotiales; Aspergillaceae
Product: putative metaphase-anaphase transition protein (Mlo2)
Exons: 4
Coding region: 145-1728 (527 amino acids)
Cellular component (GO): cytoplasm
Molecular function (GO): ubiquitin protein ligase activity; zinc ion binding
Source: RefSeq, a predicted model, not a curated record
AUGCAAACAAGGCAAACACUUAAAGAGCAUCGCGCCGCGCGCACCUGAAGGGAUAUUGAGCGCAGUGUUCACAUCAUUUUUUUCAGACUAGUUUCAUCAUUUCAGACGAAUUUAUCAUCGAAUUUAUCUGAUCUGCCAAACAAUAUGAGUUCUUCGAACGGAAUGGAGCCGCCCACCAACGUCGAGCAGCAGAAGAGCGGCCAGGAUGGUGGCAAGCGUCGCGAAAGCUUCAGUUCGCAGAAUUCUCAGACUGCAAAAGACUACAUCGAAAGUCAACUGCGACUUGAAGCCGAUGCCCGCGAAGCCCUUCCAUAUUCAUUCGAUUCAUGUACACAACCUCUAGGGCCCUUACGACAGAGCCUUUUCGCCUGCAUCACUUGCAAUCCUCCCCCCGCAAAUCCCGAUGAGCAAUACACCUCCGCAGGCGUGUGCUACUCCUGCUCCAUCUCCUGCCAUGGCGAACACACAUUAGUUGAGCUCUUCAACAAGAGAAACUUUGUCUGCGAUUGUGGAACAACGCGCUUAUCUACUUCCGCUCCUUGCGUUCUCCGGGAAGACCCCAAGACGGGUGCUAAAGGUGUUCGGUCUCAGGAACCAGCCCCGGGCAACAAAUACAACCAUAACUUUCAAAACAAGUUCUGUGGAUGUGGGGAAGACUAUGAUGCAGAUAAAGAGAAGGGCACUAUGUUCCAGUGUCUUGGUCUAGGCACGGCUGAAACUGGAGGUUGCGGGGAAGACUGGUGGCACCCGGAAUGUCUCAUUGGCCUGCCACGAGACUGGAACAAGAUAGCAAAGAAAGAGACAAGUAGAAAUGGAAAGGGUGAAAAGGUGGAGCAAGAUCCUGACACUGCCAAUGUCGACGAUGAUGAAGAGACCCCUCUUCCUCCCGGAUUCCCCGCAGAGGACGACUUCGAGACUUUCCUAUGCUUCAAGUGCAUCGAGUCGAACCCGUGGCUGAAGCGUUAUGCCGGAGCAUCUGGAUUCCUACCCCCUGUCUACAAGAAUGGUGGGCUACCCAACGACUCUAUCAAAAAGGACCCUGAACCAAAGCCUGAACCAGCAUUAGAAGAGACAUUGGCCACAGUCCCAGAAGAAGAGCAACCAACAAACUCUAAGAAGCGCAAGGUGGAAGAUAACCAAAAAGGCGAGCCAGCUCCCAAGCGGAACAAGGAGGACACGGAAAACAACUCUUCAAAGCCCAAAGCAGAACCCACCUCCGAACAUCCAAAGCAGAAACACGACCAUCUCCCCAAACCUACCCCCACCGCAACCUUCUCUCUAUUCCUCAAAGAAGACUUCCGCGACCACCUUUGCCGUUGCACCGAAUGUUUCCCGAAUCUCGCCAAACAUCCCCAACUCCGCGAGGAAGAGGAUACUUACGAGCCUCCCCUCUCCGACGCCGGUGACGAAGCCAAUGGCGGCGCUAGUACAGGUACCGGGAGCCUUCUCGACCGCGGCGAAGCAGCCCUGAGCAACAUCGACCGUGUUCGAGCCAUCGAAGGCGCUAUGGUGUACAACCAUCUCCGUGACAAGGUGAAGGAAUUUUUGACGCCGUUCGCGGAGAGCGGCCAGGCCGUCGGCGCCGAGGACAUCAAGGCUUAUUUUGAGAAACUUCGCGGUGAUGAACAACCUAUCAAGGAUGCUGCCGGUCAAGCCUCUGCUUCGUCUAACAAUAAAGACAAUGGUAAUGAUGAAGAUGACGGUAGGAAAGAGCAGAGUGGCUAUUAAUGAACUUGUACUUUGAUAUUUUUGUGGAAUUUAUAGGUCGGAUGCAUAUACCCUGCAGUAUGGAAUGAACAAAGGUGGUUAUCAAGGGUUGAUGGGCUGGUUUCUGUUCUCAAGGGCGCAAGUGUACUAGGAUGUAAAU